Messenger RNA from Staurois parvus, 496 nucleotides. NCBI's taxonomy places the organism in Eukaryota, Metazoa, Chordata, Amphibia, Anura, Ranidae. The record is from the annotation of a GenBank genome assembly.
CACUGCUCCCGGAGCGAGCAGCGCGGCGAUCGGCGGUGCGCUGAGUCCCUCGGACACAGCAGAUCACCGAUCCACAGAAAGAGCCGAAGAUGUCGGCUUGGUCAUGUGAUCAGCUUGUGUCUAAUCACAGCUGAUCACACUGAUCAUCAGAGCACUGAUGAUCAGUGUAGCCCCAGCAGUGCCACCUGUCAGUAUCCAUCAGUGCCAGCUGUCAGUGCUCAUCAGUGCCAUAUCAAUACCACAUAUCAGUGCCCAUCAGAGCUGCCUUUCAGUGCCACCCAUCAGUGCCAGUCAGUGCCGUCUAUCAGUGUUAGUGCCGCCUAUCAGUGCCAUAUAUCAGUGCUGCCUUUCAGUGCCCAUCAGUGAUGCAUGUCAAUGCCCAUCAGUGCCACCUUCCAGUGUCUCCUCAUCAGUGCCCAUCAGUGCCACCUAUCAGUGUCCAUCAGUGCAGCCUAUCAUUGCCCAUCACUGCAGCCUCAUUAGCGCACAUCAUUGA